Messenger RNA from Sardina pilchardus (European sardine), 3459 nucleotides. RefSeq names its product EGF containing fibulin extracellular matrix protein 2a (gene efemp2a). NCBI's taxonomy places the organism in Eukaryota, Metazoa, Chordata, Actinopteri, Clupeiformes, Clupeidae. Gene Ontology annotation, molecular function: calcium ion binding. The transcript has 11 exons. The record is from RefSeq and is a predicted model, not a curated record. The coding region runs from base 468 to 1805 and encodes 445 amino acids.
GGCCGAAGAAGCAGGAGGAGGACGAGAGGACGACCAGGGCCACUCCACAACCAGCCGCAGAGAAAAAAGCCACUCACACACUCGCGCUCUCUCUCUCUCUCUGUCUGUCUCUGUCAGACACACACACACACACACACACGCUGUGACACACAUAGGCAGACCCACUCAGAGGGCCGACCUGCCGCAGCACCGGAAGAGGAGAGAGUGGAGAGAGAGAGAAGUCUGUGAAGAGCAGGACAGACAGCCGGGGAAAAAAAGAGAUCGCAGAGGAGCUGAGGAGUGCUGGCCUAUUCCAUUGUGCUGCUGCUGUGAAAGUGAACGGCUGCCCUUGUUCACACACCGAAGGCCCUGCUCCUUGUUCUGUAUCUGUGUCUGCGCGUGUUUGUGUUUGUGUGUGUGUGUGUGUGUGUGUGUGUGAGUGAGUGUUUGUCUCCUCGUUUGCCCUCCAGCUGUGCGAGUGUGUGAGCAUGGCGUGGCCCGCGUGCGUCUCCCUGCUGUGUGUGUGUGCGUGUGUGUCUCUCCUCGUCCCCAGCGCCAUUUCACAGCCACCCUCAGAAAGUGACACCUACACGGAAUGCACAGAUGGCUACCAGUGGGACCAGCGGACACAGCACUGCAAAGACAUUAAUGAAUGUGAGACCAUCUCGGACGCCUGUAAAGGCGAGAUGAAGUGCUUUAACCAUUACGGUGGCUACCUGUGCCUGCCCCGCUCCGCCUCCGUCAUCCCUGCGCCGGACCCUCCUGCCCCGAGCCUCCCGGGACCGGCCAGCCCUGAGCCCAACCAGUGCCCCCUCGGCUACCAGCCCCAGGGAGACAGCUGCGUAGACAUAGAUGAGUGCGCGGGGGACACAACGUGGCAACCCAGUCACGACUGCCAACCCAGUCAGGAGUGCAUCAACACGCAGGGCAGCUUCAACUGCCAGUGCCCAGAAGGGUACCGCAAAGUGGGCACAGAGUGCAUCGAUAUUGAUGAGUGCCGCUACCGCUACUGUCAGCACCGCUGUGUCAACGUCCCGGGCUCCUUCUCGUGCCAGUGUGAGCCGGGCUUCCAGCUGGCUGGCAACAACCGCUCCUGCAUCGAUGUGGAUGAGUGUGGCAUGGGCGCCCCCUGUCAGCACCGCUGCUACAACACAUACGGGACCUUCCUCUGCCGCUGUGACCAGGGCUACGAGCUGGCACCGGACGGCUACGCCUGCAACGACAUUGACGAGUGCAGCUACUCCAGUUUUCUGUGUCAGGACCAGUGUGUAAAUGAGCCGGGGAAGUUCUCCUGUGUUUGCCCAGAGGGCUAUCAGCUCAUGGGCACACGGCUCUGCCAAGAUGUGAAUGAGUGUGAGACGGGGGCAAACCAGUGCACGGACGCGCAGAACUGCAUCAACAUUCAUGGAGAUUACAAGUGUGUCGAAACCAACCCCUGCAUUGAGCCCUAUGUGCAGGUGUCAGAUAACCGCUGCAUGUGUCCGGUCAGUAAGCCGGCGUGCCGGGAGCUGCCCUACUUCAUCGUGCACCGCUACAUGAGCAUCACGUCCGAGCGCUCCGUCCCCUCCGACAUCUUCCAGAUCCACGCCACCAGCGUCUACCCCGGAGCCAACAACUCCUUCCGCAUCCGCUCCGGCGAUGAGAACGGAGACUUCUACAUCCGACAAAUCAAUAACAUCAGCGCCAUGCUGGUGCUGGCCAGAGCCGUGACUGGACCCAAGGAGUACGUGCUGGACCUGGAGAUGGUAUCAGUGAACCUCGUCAUGAGCUACCAGAGCAGCUCUGCCCUCCGCCUGUCCAUCUACGUGGGACCACAUGGUUUCUAAGAACACAGAGAGAGAGAGAGAGAGAGAGGGGGAGAGAGAGAGGGAGAGAGGGAGAGGGAGAGAGAAAGGAGAGAGAGAUGGAGAGAGAGAGUGAGAGGAGAUAAGCACAAGAGAAAGAGAAAGGUGGAGGUGGAGGAGAAGGAAGGCAAGCUAAACUCGUUUACAUAUUCGUAGAAUCCUUUGCAGCUCUUCCUCUCACUUGACGUGGCCUAAAAGUCCCACAUUAGCGAACACGGUGGCGAACCAUCCAUAUUUCCAACUGCACCAUCAUCGAGCAGUGUUUUUGUGAAACGGUAGCACUGCGAAACACCUCCUCGGGUCCAUUGUGCCAGGUGAGGUUAGCUCAGACCAAUGUGACCAACUGCACUAUGAUAACUGCUGUAUGAUGCUGUUUUAACCUGAACUCCAUCUGUUCCCUCUCACCACCUACAAAGUGCCUUCAACGAGCAGGUGGGCAAGUGUACCUUGUACACUGUUUGGUGCCAGCGAUUCUACAACCUGCCAUUUUGUCUUCUUUUCAUUUUAGAUUGUUUAUUGUUAUUUCUUUAUUUGACGGCGACAAAAACAUAUGGACCUUCGGUUCCGUGCAAACGUUUUAGGCACCAUAGUUGUUUCACAAAUCAUGUGUGUUUGACAGUUAUAUGUUAUCUUUAUUAGCAUUAGUCUUUCAAUUGGAAUCAUCGUAUUUUAAAGUUUUCCAGGGAGACAUUUGUGUGCUGUUACAAAAAGAACAAACCAGUGUUACAAAAAGAACAUACUGAAGCAGUUUGAAAACUUAAGGGGCUUCAGCUCAGAGUUCAGAGUACAGUGUGAACUGGGAUUACAUGAUAAUACAGAACACAUAAGACAGUUUAAAUCCACCAAAGAACUGUGGCAAGAUCUCAGAGAAGUACCUUAAAAGUACCUGAAAAACUGUACAAGUGUACCUAUCAGAGAAUUUAUGCUGUUUUGAAGACAAAGGCAGGUUGCACCAAACAUUGAUUCUUUUGUUUACUGCACUUUGUAUGAUUUUAUUUGUAAAGUGAAAACUAUUCAUCUCAUUAUUUUGAAAGCAUCCUCACAUUUUUUCACUAAUGCCUAAAACUUUUGCAUGGUACUGUAGAAAGACAAUGAAUCAAAACUCAAAAGCCAAUAUUUAUGACUCUUUGACUUCAGUUAGUAUUUGUUGCUAUUUCGAAGCAUUUCAGUUCAGUGCUAGUAGGGCAACACAAUUAAGCAGCCAGUCAAGGAAAAUGCUAAAUAUUUAAAUUUUCGAGAAAAUUGUCUGGAUUGGCAAGAAACAUGCUGUACUAGGGAUCCUCCAUAGGCCCCUCUCAGUAACAAACUUCACCUACUCAUUCAUAAAUCAAAACGUGAGGUACUUAGCCCGGGCGCCAUAAACAAGCCUUGCCACUUAAAGUUAGAGAUUCUCAUUUAUGCCAUUACUUCAGUGGACAUCAAUGUGUGCAAUUAGGGUGAGGCCUCGUUUUUGUACUUUACUUGUUAUUUCAGACACUGCCGUUAUCUCAGUAACCACUCAGACACAAAACAUUCACACAUUCCCCGUUUACCACAAGAGAAUUCAUCACUACAACAUAUGUUACCUUUUUUUAAGAAGUUUUUUUUAAAUUACAGUUUGUACUUGUGUGUGCUGAAAAUAAAAAUACAAAAUGUA